CCGGAAGUUUACAUUUGCUAAGUUACGCAUGGACGUUCUAAAAGCUGACUUUCUCCCUUGAGCAUUUUUUUCUGAUUUCACAAAUUCAGUUCAUUGUCAUGGAUAGUUUGCUAUUCAUAUGUUUGAAUUGAUAUUUCAUUUAUACUGUGCAAAAUGUGGUACUAUCUCAAAUUAUUAAUUAUGCAUACAUUUAUUCCAAACAGUACACAUAAUUUCUUCAGCUGUUCCGAAAUACCAGUACAUAACUAUAGGGGAGGAAUAAAAUAUUAAUUUGCCUCAUUAUGAUUAAGAAGAGUCAAUACAUAAUGUACCAGAUUCUUCUGAUCAUUGAUUUUAUGACAGGGAGCACAUACUGAUUGAGGAUGACUUAGGACACUCAGGCUGAGCAAAUUUAGAAUAGAAAAUAACUAUUUUUUGUGACAAAAUUGAGAAACUAUGGAUUAUUUUGAAGAUGACUUACACCGAUGUAUUAUUCAGGGUGAUGCAGAGACACUACAUGAAUAUUUGAAGAAAGGCUUGGAUGUAAACCAUGCUUUUAGAAGUAAUGAAAGACCAGAAAGAGUGGGACAAACAAUGGUGGAAACUGCAAUAGAAAAUGAUCAAAUUAAUAUUGUAAAAGCUUUAGUACAAAAUGGAUGUAACACAAAUCUAAAAUAUAUAGUGGAUGUUUUCAACUAUACAUACAUUUUGAAACCAUAUAAAAAAAGAGAGCGACUAAAAUUAACAAUUAUGUUUAAGUGCAUUGUAAAAGAAGAUGUCCCAAUGGUUAAACUUCUUGUUCAAGGUGGAUUUGAUGUGAACAUUGUUGAUGAUCGUGGAUGGUCUCCCUUGUUACAUGCUGUUGAUAUGAAUAACUAUGAAAUGGUGAAGGCCAUUCUGAUCAGUGAUAAUUGUGAUGUUAAUAUAAAAGAUACAGCCAAUCUUAGGCCUCUUCACAUGGCUGCCAUGCAUGCAAACAGUAAAAUAGCUUCCCAGUUGGUACGUAGAGGGGCAAAGGUCGAUGUUGUGCAAAUCAGAGGCUGGACACCUCUUAUUCUAACAUGUCGUGCAAACUGUGUACAGACUACCCGCUUGCUACUGUUGAAUGGAGCUAAUCCAAAUCAUACUGGAUUAAAUGGUCAUACCCCACUUUCUACAGCUCUCCAGUUUAGCACUUGUAAAGAAAUUCCAGAAAUGCUGUUAGAAGCAGGUGCAUCAGUGGACAUAACUUUAAUUAAAAGAUGCCAAAGUGAAAAGUUCCAGAAUCUCAUUCUUCACCCUGAGCUGAUGGGACUGAUUACGUAUUGUGCUGAAUCUCCUCAAACUUUGAGAACACUUUCUUGUCUUGUUAUUAGAAAUGCAUUGAUUCAUUCAACACAAAACAUUCAUUUAAUGAAAAAAGUAGAACAAUUACCAUUACCAAAACUCAUAAAGGAGUAUAUCUUAUUAGGACAUUUGUAAUUUGUUUAAAUUGUUGAUACUCCUAUGUUUUGAUGUACGAUGGAUCAAGAUCUAGAGUAUAAUGAAAAAAAGUCUUUUAAUGCUACAACAAAAAAAGUAAUUUUUCAACUGAACACAAGGACUCAAUUCAUGCAAUUAACAUGAUUAACCAAUUGCAGUUUUGUACCUUUUUUAUUUAAAGUUUUCAUUAUGGCUUUUAAAAAUCUAAAUAAAAAUAAUUAAUUUAUUUAAAACUAUUUUUGUGUAUCAACAAUUAGUUAAUAAAAUACAUGUCAUGUUAUCUGAAGAAUAUCAGUGUAUAUAUAACUUAUUUUAUUUUGGAUUUUUGCCACAUUACAUAGAAUUUAAAGGUACACUAAACAUUCACAAUUACAUUUGUGCUGAUAAAUUUGAAUUCAUCAUGUUCAUAGUUAAUUUUUUUUUUAAAUUUCUUACUUUAAAGUAAUUGCGAUGUUUUUUAUAAAAUCUACUGCAUCUUUUGAUAAGAUAUGAAGUAUGUUUUAUCUGAUUUUAUAAUUAUGUUGAGAGAAGGAGGUGAAAAUGAUGAUGAUAAAACACUAUUAAAUUAUCUCUUCAAAAUAUUGUAGUGUGUCAAGAGUUUAAAAGAUAUAACCACAAAUCACAGUGUUCUUCACACUUGUAUGGUGAUAAAACAUCUAAAAUUCAUGAUUUCUUUUGUUCAGAAAUUCACUGAGAAUAAACAAAACUUUUAAUUUCUGUGUUUUUUUUUACCACAUUCUUAUUCAAUUAAUCAUUGCUUAACUAUUAUCUUAUUGCUAUUGGUUAUCUUUCGAUUAUUUAUCCAAAAUACUUUUUCCCAUGACCACACAUACAUGAAACAUGCUAUAAAUUGGGAAUUGUGUAUUGAUUAUGACAUAAAUUAAUAAAUAAUUAAUUCUCUUAGUCAUAAAACACUUCCACAGAGGAUACUUAUAUAAUUAAAUCAGUGUCUUAAUUAACAAGAUAAGCCUUCUUCAAACCUAUAUUGAUUUAUAAUUAACAAGAUAAGCCUUCUUCAGACCUAUAUUGAUUUUUG
This is a messenger RNA of Mytilus trossulus (common blue mussel), 2476 nucleotides long. Its product is annotated as ankyrin repeat and SOCS box protein 8-like. The transcript has a single exon. The coding region runs from base 436 to 1440 and encodes 334 amino acids. Lineage: Eukaryota; Metazoa; Mollusca; Bivalvia; Mytilida; Mytilidae. The record is from RefSeq and is a predicted model, not a curated record. Gene Ontology annotation, molecular function: protein binding.